AUGGUCCACUGGCUCUUUUUCUUUGGGCCUGUGGGGAGGCAGAACAUCGUGGCAGGACGCCGAAGCUACAGCAUAAAUGGGCUGAAAGCGUGGCGCGUCUGGGGGGAAAACCGACCCAGGCUGGUCCUAGGUCGAGGCUGGGCCUACUUCGAUCAAGAGAGAAGUUUGCGCUCCUUGCAGAAGAGAAGGACCCUUGCAGGUUGGCUCCCCUCGGCCCCACCCCUGGGCGGCCGGGCCCAGCCUCCGGCGGGCCUUGGCAGAGGCGGUGCGGGGCUCUGGGUGCCGCCGCCCCACCUACGGGAGCCGGCACCUUGGCGCCACGCGAGCAGGGUGAGGCGGUGGCUCCCGUGGGCUCCGGGGCCGGCUCCAUUUGCUCCGCCCAGUCCAGCUCUGGCCGGCGGGGUCUGGCAAGAGGCGAGCGGCCUGCAGGGGGCGCUGCGUGCGGGCGGCCGGGCGCCCCCCGACCCGACUGCGUCCUGGGAACCUGCUCGCUGUGCGCUUCCACAGCCGGGCGGACCCGAAAACCUCUCCCUGAAGGAGGCGGGCCGGCUGCGCCCGGGGGAGGGUGAAGUCCUCCGGAAGGUGGCGGCCAGCGGCCUGAACGGGGCAGACCUGCCCCAGGUGAGGGGCAGAGACGGGCAAUAUGUGCCACCCCUGGGAACCAGCAGCAUUUUGGGACUUGAGGCAUCAGGACAUGUGGCAGAGCUGGGACCUGGCUGCCAGGGGCCGUGGAAAGUUGGAGACUCAGCCAUGGCUCUGCUGCAUGGUGGAGGCCGGGCUCAGUAGGUCUCCAUCCCCGAAGGGCUUCUCAUGCUCAUACCUGAGGGACUGAUGCUGCUCCAGGCUUCAGCCAUCCCAGAGGCCUGGCUCACUGCCUUCUAGCUGUUACAUCUCUUGGGAGAUGUUAAGGCUGGAGAGCCUGUGCUCAUCCAUGCAGGGUCAAGUGGGGUGGGCACACCUGCUGUCCAGCCGGCCCAGAGGGCUGGUGCGAUUCCUCUCAUCACAGCUGGCUCCCAGCACAAACUUCAGAUGGCAGAAAAUCUUGGAGCAGCUGCUGGAUUCAAUUACAAAGAAGAAGAUUUUUUUGAAGCAACGCUAAAAUUCAUCAAAGGACUCCCCAAACUACUUUUUAAACGAGGAAGGCUCAUCGCUAGUCCGCUGAGAUCCAGGGACCAAAAGUACAAGCAAAUGCUGGUGAAAGCUUUCACGGGGCAAAUUCUGCCACACUUCUCCAAGGAGGGCCCCCAACGCCUACUCCGUCUGGACAGCGUCUAGCUGGUGACUGAGGUCCGGGCGCCCCAUCAGCACACAGAGGCCAGCAGGAACGUGGGCAAAGCUGUCCCGGUGAAGGAGGAGGCGGUGCCACCCCAGGCCCUCCCAAAGCUGAGGGAGAGGACUCCACUCCACUCCCGGGUCCGCCUCGCCCACUGAUUACUGUAAAGGCCCUAAGUAAAUAAACAGCGGCCUUACAGGGCUGGGCGCACUGUGGGUGGCCCCAGCGCGGGGGUGGGGGGUGGGGCGGCGCCGUGGCCCGGGCGGCGGGAUUCGGGACGAUCGGCUGAGGCUCCACAUGCCCAAGGGUUCGGGGACGGUAGCGGUGUCAGCGCGACGCCUGCACCGGGACCCUGGAGGCCGGCCUUGCGCACGGGCCCUGUUACAGGGCCAGGCUCACCCUCGCGUCCCGGCACGUGGCCGCAGGCCC
Molecule: messenger RNA, 1702 nt
Organism: Heterocephalus glaber (naked mole-rat)
Lineage: Eukaryota; Metazoa; Chordata; Mammalia; Rodentia; Bathyergidae
Source: RefSeq, a predicted model, not a curated record